Suillus paluster is the source of this 384-nucleotide messenger RNA. RefSeq lists its product as uncharacterized. The transcript has 3 exons. Lineage: Eukaryota; Fungi; Basidiomycota; Agaricomycetes; Boletales; Suillaceae. Bases 1 to 384 code for a protein of 127 amino acids. The record is from RefSeq and is a predicted model, not a curated record.
AUGUGCGUCUUCCUUGCUUUAUCCUCAUGCAGCUUGCUGUGCAGAUCAAGCGCCCGAGUCACGUUGUCUGACACCCAGUUUCUUCAUCGACAUCGACAUCUCAGCAUCACAUCUGGUAGUCCUGUUGUCAAGCGAGCCCGCAUUUCUAUCACUCGGAGACGUCCAUCCGACUCCACCGCGUUGUCUUCUCUAGCACGUGUCUCGCAAAUUAUCUCAGCAAGCAGUUCCCGUAUCUCUGCAAACAUCCCCCGGUUGACAACCAUUUACCAAUAUCGAUACCUCAAUGACUCGAUCAUCAAGCAGGAACAGACCAGUACUACUGGGAUUCUUGAACAUCUUUUCCUCGCACGAAUGAGACAGUGUCAACUUUCGACUGCCUACUGA